Pygocentrus nattereri (red-bellied piranha) is the source of this 1831-nucleotide messenger RNA. It is a transcript of the gene nr1h5, whose product is annotated as nuclear receptor subfamily 1, group H, member 5. The transcript is spliced from 11 exons. NCBI's taxonomy places the organism in Eukaryota, Metazoa, Chordata, Actinopteri, Characiformes, Serrasalmidae. Bases 139 to 1617 code for a protein of 492 amino acids. Gene Ontology annotation, biological process: negative regulation of inflammatory response; positive regulation of transcription by RNA polymerase II; negative regulation of transcription by RNA polymerase II. The record is from RefSeq and is a predicted model, not a curated record. Gene Ontology annotation, molecular function: zinc ion binding; nuclear receptor activity; RNA polymerase II cis-regulatory region sequence-specific DNA binding.
CGAGUGUUGGAUGUCAGAGGCUGGACGUUACAAAUGUAAGAGGAGUCAAAUCAAGAGGAAAUUGGGAGAGCGUACACAGAGAACAUCUGAGCUGUUGGAUCUUACUGGUGGUAGACGUUGCUGAAAUCCUUCGUGCAGAUGAGAGAGUGGGCGGACCCCGAGAUGGGCAUGGCUGCCGGAGGCUACCUGUCCGGAGCAGAUGCGUACGGCAUUGCAGAGCCUCUCCAAUAUUUCGAUGUGUUGGUGGAUCCGCUGGGAUAUCCGUAUCAGGAUACUGACCUGCAGGGUUUUCCCUAUAGCCAGCAACACUACAACCCAGCCAAUGUCCAGCUCUCUAUGUACGGACCACCAGGCUCUCAGCCAUGUAACCCCCCCUACCCCUACAGCCCCCAGUGCCCGGAGCCACCCUAUGAAGUGGAUAUGGAAUUCCAUGGACAGGUUAGAGGCAGUCUGGGAGGGACGCCCCUCAUAAAGAGGCCCCGGAUGGGCCCCGGGGCACGGGUGAAGGGCCAGGACGAGCUGUGUGUGGUGUGUGGAGACCGAGCUUCGGGAUAUCACUACAAUGCUCUCACCUGUGAGGGCUGCAAAGGCUUCUUCAGGCGCAGCGUGACAAAGAAGGCCGUGUAUCGCUGCAAGAGCGGUGGAGGCUGCGAGAUGGACAUGUACAUGCGCCGAAAGUGCCAGGACUGCCGGCUGCGCAAGUGCAGAGCCGUGGGCAUGCUAGCCGAGUGCCUGCUGACUGAGGUGCAGUGCCAGUCAAAGAGGUUGCGGAAGGGGGCCAAGCACCGAGGAGACUCACUCUCACAGCUGACCACUGAGGACGAGGAGAACUCAGAGAGCAGAAACGUUUCCUCUACCAGCAGACUGCCUGCACCGACACGGGUGUCACUGGGUUUAUCCAGAGAGCAGAAAUGUGUUCUGAAUAGAAUUGUGGAAGCUUAUCGUCGCUGCAGAGCUCAUGAUGGCACACACUGUCGGGUGCCCCAGUGGUCAAGCUUAGAAGUGGAUGGAGAUCGUCUAGCUGACUUGACACCUCUGCAGACAGAAAGGCUUCUGCAGUUCUCUAAAAGCAUACCUGGCUUUGACCUCUUGGACAAUGCUGACCAGAGCAUUCUUCUCUCCAGCUCCUCUGUGGAGGUCAUGUUCCUGCUCUCCGCUCAACAGUUUGCUGAGAAUCCAUCCUCUUAUAGUGCAGCUCUGUAUCCUGGAACUGUAUCCUCUGUAUCCACUCACAACUGGGUGAAAGCCUUACAGUCUAAGACCAACAGCAGCCAUGAGGCCAUACUAAACUCGGGGUUGAGUGAGGAGCUGUUGAGGCCGGUACUGAAUUUCUUCCACAGUAUGACAGCCAUCGCUGUGACUGAUGCUGAAUAUGCUCUUCUAACUGCUACUGCGGUGCUCUGCUCAGACAGGCCGGCUCUGCGUGCGGUGAGGUGUGUGGAAAGUCUGCAGGAGUUUAUCCUGGAUCUGCUCUCUAAGGUGUGCAGGAAUGGAGAGGGCACUGCUGUCGGGCCGUGUCGCUUCGCCAGGCUGCUGGGCCGGCUCACGGAGCUCAGGACGCUCCGCCACAACCACCUCACGCUCCUACCACAGCAGCCCUGGGACAUGCAGCACUGAGAGUAGCUUCAGGACAACAGAGAGAACAGAAAGAACAGAGAGGACGGGAGGACCCCAAAGCGCUGAUCAGCUCCCUGUGUUCAUAGACACGUUUGAGUAGGAAUACUGUGCUGUAUCCUAGUUAUGUACUAAACACUAACUCUAACUGUUUUUUGAGCAUAUAGUGUGUAGUGUAUACAUGAGUGCUGAAGAGAAAUAUACUGAACAAAUCCAA